This is a messenger RNA of Scylla paramamosain (green mud crab), 498 nucleotides long. RefSeq names its product forkhead box protein P2-like. The transcript has 4 exons. The record is from RefSeq and is a predicted model, not a curated record. Bases 1 to 498 code for a protein of 165 amino acids. Lineage: Eukaryota; Metazoa; Arthropoda; Malacostraca; Decapoda; Portunidae.
AUGAAGGCCCGCCUGGCCUGGGUACAGGAGCAGAUCCUGCUGGCCGAGCAGGAGCACGAGGAUUUCUACGCAAGGUUGGUGGAGGCGGCGUGUUGCCUGGAGGAGGAGCAGCAGCAGGAGGAGAAGCAGCAGGAGGAGAAGCAGCAGGAGCAGGAGCACCAUGACCAGGAGCAGGAGCAGCAGGAGCAGCAGCAGGAGCAGCAGCAGGAGCAGCAGCAGGAGCACGAGCACUAUGACCAGGAGCAGCAGGCAGCAGCAGCAGCAGCAGCAGCAGCAGCAGCAAGAUAUUUAUGUCGGACAUUAUAUGACCACUGUCCUGUGUCUCCUGACGAGUUGCGUCUCUGCAUGGUGCAGUGUAGGCAAGACUUCACGAGACGACACAAACGCCUGAGAGAAGCACUCGCUAAGAGCACUAGAAUAUUUCUCAGCCUGAAGCUACAGGCGUGUGGCAAUCGCCCGUAUCUUGUCUACUCUCCAUCCACGGCACAGGUGACGUAG